Diversispora eburnea is the source of this 416-nucleotide messenger RNA. The record is from the annotation of a GenBank genome assembly. Lineage: Eukaryota; Fungi; Glomeromycota; Glomeromycetes; Diversisporales; Diversisporaceae.
UUAGUUUUGAUACACAAAUAAAAUAUGCUGGACUUCCUUAUCUAGGUUUAGAACAAGCUGAAACAGUUCAAAAACUAUUAAAUGGAGCAAUAUUUUAUCCAUUUACUAUUGAAAUAGAAAAUUUUCUUUUGAUAUCAAACAUAAGUUCUAAAUCUUCUAAAUCUAUACCUGAUGAUAUUUUGUUUGCUAAGAAUCAUCCUAUAACUUUACAAAAAUUAAGCCAAUUACAACAAAUUCUUUUAUUACAAAUUCCUAAUAAAUAUACAAUUGCAGAUUGGAAUAAUCAAGAAAUUAUGGAACAGUUAUUUAAACUACAUUUAAAAAAGCAGUUAGUGGAUCUUAUAAGGAAUGGAACAAAUAAAGAUUUAACAAAAAGUAACAUAAUUGAAUUAUAUACUCAUAUGAAAGAUAUAUAA